Quercus lobata is the source of this 3220-nucleotide messenger RNA. It is a transcript of the gene PLL1, whose product is annotated as poltergeist like 1. Gene Ontology annotation, molecular function: protein serine/threonine phosphatase activity. NCBI's taxonomy places the organism in Eukaryota, Viridiplantae, Streptophyta, Magnoliopsida, Fagales, Fagaceae. The transcript is spliced from 4 exons. Bases 166 to 2646 code for a protein of 826 amino acids. Gene Ontology annotation, biological process: protein dephosphorylation. The record is from RefSeq and is a predicted model, not a curated record.
UUUUACUACUAGUACUUGCACUAGUACUCAUUUUUUAAAAAAAUUUCUUGGUUGCUUUUACUUUGGACUUUGCCGGAGUAGGACAUUUUCCAUAAUAAAUUUUUAUUUUUUUUAUUUUCCAUUUUCUCGGGAGCCAAACGGCGGAGAUAGAGUUCGUCAAAUGUGAUGGGAAACGGAGUGUCGAGCCUGUUCUCCUGCUUCAAAGCAAGGAACCAGGCGGACCAAACCGAUAACCCGAACCCGGAGGUGGUUUUCGCGGCUUCUGAGCCGUUGGAUGAAACCCUAGGCCAUUCUUUCUGCUACGUCCGAUCUUCAGCUCGCUUUCUCUCUCCUACUCACUCCGAUCGCUUUCUCUCUCCUUCCAGUUCUCUCCGCUUCUCUCCUUCUCACACAAACGACGCCGUUCCUGCUUCUUGCAAGACCCGACCCGGUUUACACGAGCCUCCUCCUGCUGCUGCUGCUUCUACUGCUACUGCUACGACUACCUUUCGGGCCAUUUCCGGAGCUUCGGUUAGUGCUAACAGCUCAACUCCCAGAACAGUCCUUCAGCUUGACAAUAUUUACGACGAUGCCACUGACGCUGUUCUCACCACCGGCGUCACUUCCGGCGGCGGCGUCAGGGGUAGUAUCGUCAACGGCUUCGAGAGCACCUCGUCGUUUUGCGCUCUCCCCCUCCAGCCCGUGCCACGUGGCGGCGGCAUGGACCCGGUCAUGGAGCGGGAGCGGGGCGGGUUCUUCCUCUCGGGUCCAAUCGAGCGCGGCGCUCUCUCCGGCCCACUCGACUCAUCCUCCGCCACCGCCGCCGAUAGCGGAGGCGUUCCGUUCUCGGCUCCGCUCGGUGGCAUGUACGUAAGAAGGAAGAAGAAGAAGGGCAUUUCGGGGAUUCGGAAGGCGUUGUCGUGGGAGAAGAAGCGGCCGUGGGUUGUGCCGGUGCUCAAUUUCGUGGGCCGCAAGGAAGGCGGUUCGGGUAAUGCGAAUGCAGACGAUUCGGAGGCCAGAAAUGAGUCGGAUAACGUUCAGUGGGCGCUCGGCAAAGCCGGCGAGGACCGAGUCCACGUCGUGGUCUCGGAGGAGCAAGGGUGGUUGUUCGUCGGAAUAUAUGACGGCUUCAACGGCCCCGACGCCCCGGAAUUCUUGAUGGGUAAUCUCUAUCGUGCCGUAUACAAUCAACUCCAAGGCUUGUUUUGGGAAAUUGACCAACAACAACAGCAACAAGAGCCUGAGCUACCUAGUGAUGACAUUAAUAUUAGUGUAAUUAAUAAUGAUGAUGAUGCUUAUAGUAACAACAUUAAUAACGAGAACAACAAUCCAGUAAAUGUAGCUUUAGAAAGUGAAGAGAACUCUGGAAAUAGGAAUGCUUUCGUUUCGAAUUUGGAAUCAGACCCAAUUUCUGGUGAUAGAGGAACGGUGGCAGUGCCGAAGAAAGUGACGUUUCAAUCGGAGGAGGGGAUAGAGGUGAGGAGGAGGCGGCUUUGGGAAUUUUUGGCUGAGGAUGAUGCGGAAGACGGCCUAGAUCUUUCUGGGUCAGAUAGGUUUGCAUUUUCGGUGGAUGAUGCGCUUAGAGUGAGCAAUGCGGGUUCGGCUGUGAGUAGACGGUGGCUGCUGCUGUCGAAAUUGAAGCAGGGGUUGUCGAAGCACAAGGAGGGUCAUGGUGGGAGGUUGUUUCCAUGGAGUUUUCGAUUGGAGGAGAAAGAGAAGGUUGAGGUUGAGAAUAGAGUGGAGGAGAAGUCUUCUAGGAGUGGGAGGAAGCGGAAGGAGGGACCCGUGGAUCACGAAUUGGUUCUGAAGGCAUUGUCUCAGGCUCUCGAACUGACAGAGCUUGCGUAUUUGGAUAUGACGGAUAAGGUAAUUGAUACCAAUCCAGAGCUUGCAUUGAUGGGUUCGUGUUUGUUGGUUGUGUUAAUGAGGGAUGAGGAUGUGUAUGUGAUGAAUGUGGGUGAUAGUAGGGCUAUUGUUGCGCAGUAUGAGCCGCAAGAGGUUGGUUCGAGUAUGAUUGGGUCAAGCAUUGAGGGUAUUGCUGAGGAGUCCUCAGCUGUGGGUGAAAAGGCAAUUAAGGCCCCAAAUGAGGCUCUGGCUCAGGCUCAAGCAAUGAGAUUGGUGGCAUUGCAGCUUUCUACUGAUCACAGCACAAGCAUUGAAGAGGAAGUCAUAAGAAUCAAGAAUGAGCACCCAGAUGAUAAACAUUGCAUUGUCAAUGAUAGAGUAAAAGGUCGUCUCAAGGUCACCAGAGCGUUUGGGGCAGGAUCUCUGAAACAGCCCAGAUGGAAUGAUGCACUGCUGGAAAUGUUUAGGAAUGAGUACAUUGGCACUGCACCUUACAUAUCCUGCUUGCCUUCUCUUCGCCACCAUAGACUCUGUCCUAGAGACCAGUUCUUAGUUCUCUCAUCUGAUGGUCUGUAUCAAUAUCUGAGUAAUCAAGAAGUGGUUUCGCAAGUUGAGAGUUUCAUGGAGAAGUUCCCUGAUGGAGAUCCUGCACAACAUUUGAUAGAGGAGCUUCUUUUCCGCGCUGCCAAGAAAGCUGGAAUGGACUUCCAUGAAUUAUUGGACAUCCCGCAAGGAGAUCGCAGAAAGUAUCAUGAUGAUGUUACUGUUAUGGUUGUAUCACUUGAAGGAAGAAUUUGGAAAUCAUCAGGAAAGUACCUCUGAAACCUUCAUAAACAAGCGAUCUUUAUACAAGUGAAGUAGCAGUUUCAAUUUUCAACUCGAGCUACUCGCAAGCGGUAUCAGAAGUAAAUGACCCAUUUUUCUUGGGUCUCAUUAGUAUUUUUUGUUGCACAGCAUAAGAAUACAGCUUAUAGAGGAACCCUGGCAGAUAAUGGCAAAAAGGCUAAUCUUAGAUAAUCAAGGUUUCGACUAGAUGCCAAAAAAAAUUGGUUUGAGGAUGAAAAUGGGAAUUUGUAGAUGGGGGGUUGUAGGGAAAUGCUCUUGUAGGGAAAAAGAAAAGAAAUCUUCUUGUUUUUAAGAUUUUAGACUUUUUUUUUUUUUUUUUUGGGUUAAAAAGAAAAAAAUAGAAAUUUUGCAUAGGUGGAGGCUCUUUCCAUUCAUUUGUGCUUCUCAUCCCUUUUUUGUUCAGAGCUAAGAAAAUGUGGUUGUAAAUUGGUGGGGUUACAAAUUUACUUACUGAACUUGAGCAUUCCCUUGUCCAAAAUGAGCAUCUGUAAUUUUGAAGUGGUAUUUUCACCACUGCGGGUAAAAGAGUUGGAAAUUUAUUUCAAAUCCU